AUGGGCAGGCAGUGUGACCCUGGCACUUCCCACCAGAAGGCUCAUUUCAUCAUCUCUUACCCAAAGGAGCCAGACAGUGGCCAACCCCUGAACAACCAUGAUGUCCCUCCCUUUCGCAAACCCCGAAGGCCCCAGGAGACCUUCAAAAAGGUGGGGAUCCCCAUCAUUGCCGUGCUGCUGAGCCUGAUGGCCCUCGUGGUUGCUGCCCUCCUCAUCAAGGUGGUUCUGGAUAAGUACUACUUCAUCUGCGGAAAUCCCCUGACCUUCAUUCAGAGGGGCCAGUUGUGUGAUGGCCACCUUGACUGUGCUUCGGGCGAGGAUGAAGGACACUGUGUCGAGAACUUCCCUGAGAAGCCGAGGGUGGCAGUCCGACUCUCCAAGGACAGAUCCACCCUGCAGGUGCUGGAUGCAGCCACAGGGACCUGGGCCUCGGCCUGUUUCGACAACUUCACAGAAGCACUGGCCAAGACAGCCUGCAGACAGAUGGGCUAUGACAGCCAACCCACUUUCAGAGCAGUGGAGAUUGGCCCAGACCAGAACGUCCCUGUCGCUCAAGUCACAGGAAACAGCCAGGAACUUCAGAUGCAGAAUGGAAGCAGAUCCUGCCUCUCAGGCUCCCUGGUUUCCCUGCACUGCCUUGACUGUGGAAAGAGCAUGAAGACUCCUCGCGUGGUGGGCGGGGUGGAGGCCCCUGUGGAUUCUUGGCCGUGGCAGGUCAGCAUCCAGUACAACAGGCAGCACGUCUGUGGUGGGAGCAUCCUGGAUCCCCACUGGGUCCUCACAGCAGCCCAUUGCUUCAGGAAGUAUCUCGAUGUGUCCAGCUGGAAGGUGAGGGCCGGCUCAAACAAACUGGGUAACUCUCCAUCCUUGCCUAUAGCCAAGAUCUUCAUCGCUGAACCCAAUCCCCUGUACCCCAAAGAGAAGGACAUAGCCCUUGUUAAGCUGCAGACGCCACUCACAUUCUCAGGAUCAGUCAGGCCCAUCUGCCUGCCCUUCUCUGAUGAAGUGCUCCUCCCAGACACACCAGUCUGGGUCAUCGGAUGGGGUUUUACAGAGGAAAACGGAGGGAAGAUGUCCGACACGCUGCUGCAGGGGUCGGUCCAGAUCAUUGACAGCACACGAUGCAAUGCAGAGGAUGCCUACGAGGGGGAAGUGACGGCUGAGAUGCUGUGCGCAGGUAUCCCACAGGGUGGCACCGACACCUGCCAGGGUGACAGUGGUGGGCCUUUGAUGUACCAUUCUGACAAGUGGCAGGUCGUAGGCAUUGUGAGCUGGGGCCAUGGCUGCGGGGGCCCAAGCACUCCAGGAGUGUACACCAAGGUCACCGCCUAUCUCGACUGGAUCUACAACGUUCGGAAGUCUGAGAUGUAACACUGCUAUCUGCCACGUCCAGAAGCUACUUUCCCUCAGACCUGCCCACUGCAUGAUCCCUCAAAGUCGGACAUGGGACAAGAGCCUCCUUGAACAAACUCUGGUAUUCCUGCAGCAACCAAGGCCUCAGACAUACACAUUGCAGAAGCUCCCGGAGUGGAGUCAGAUAAGCUGAGCCUCUCCUGCAUCUCCCAAACCCUGGGAGACACGUGGUCCAUGGAGUGAAGCCAGGCCAUUGACUCAAUUCUCAGAAGUGUUAUUCAGCCAAGGAGGUGCUUCCCUUCUACUGAAGGAAGGGGACUCAGCUCUCCUGAGAGGCCAGGUCACUGGUUGAGUAGACAAGGCAAGGGUCAGAAAAGCCUUUGUCAUCUUUGCCCAGUCCUGAAAGCACUGGGGUAAGAGAUCAGUCAGUUCUGAAGCAAGGUGUAUAUUUUAGUGUCAGGGUACUGUUAUGGUCACCCCUGUUGUCGACAUCAUUAAACAGGUAUGAGAAAUAGCUGGCGUAGACUUCCUGGACUGCUUGUUAAGAAUCCAACUAAGGCUGACACACCUUUAGUCUUGGCCUGGUGUUGCACGACCGUUCCCCAGAAAAUGUGAACAAAUGUCCAUCUGUCAUAGAGCACCAAUGACAAGCCAAAGAAAUUAUUCUGCCUGAGUCUCGAUUGCUGAACCAGUAAGUUUGCUGCAGUUUCUUGCAGAUGCAUGGGUAACUUGAAGGUGGCUGCUUCACCAACAAGCCCUCCCCCAGCAUACAUGAAAGAGACAUCACUGAAAUUCUCUGCACAGCGUUCAGACAGUUUCACUGUGAAACUCUGUCCUGUGUACCACGUCUCCCCUGGCAAUUGGUGGACUGCUUGCGUGUACUUGGAAAGGACCUCACCAGUCUUAUGACUCUGGGUUUCUUGCACCUCUAGGUCUCAUUAGCUUUCUGUGUCUCAUAAGCCUCCCUCCUCUUUCCAGGAAGGAGCAUUGCAUUCCUUGUAGAUACAUACAAUGCUCCGCCCCUUCUUCUGGCUCUUA
Molecule: messenger RNA, 2391 nt
Organism: Apodemus sylvaticus (European woodmouse)
Lineage: Eukaryota; Metazoa; Chordata; Mammalia; Rodentia; Muridae
Gene: Tmprss4
Product: transmembrane serine protease 4
Exons: 13
Coding region: 1-1371 (456 amino acids)
Biological process (GO): proteolysis
Cellular component (GO): membrane
Molecular function (GO): serine-type endopeptidase activity; protein binding
Source: RefSeq, a predicted model, not a curated record